AUGGGCUUCCAGUUGGACCAGGUUGGGACUCGCAGCAAAACUCGCCGGAUGCGAGAAACCGCAGGUCAAAUCAUGGCAGAUCACAACAAACACCUCCAUCACUUGCCAGAGUUUGACCCGAUCACUAGGAGAAUCGUCUUGCAGUUUCCAGCUUCCGGUGUCGGUGGACCAGAAACCACACGUUGUGUCGACCCGGGAGAGAAGGAUCUCGGCCCCCUCCCCGGCGACUAG
Molecule: messenger RNA, 231 nt
Organism: Penicillium daleae
Lineage: Eukaryota; Fungi; Ascomycota; Eurotiomycetes; Eurotiales; Aspergillaceae
Exons: 1
Coding region: 1-231 (76 amino acids)
Source: RefSeq, a predicted model, not a curated record